Molecule: messenger RNA, 540 nt
Organism: Euleptes europaea (tarantolino)
Lineage: Eukaryota; Metazoa; Chordata; Lepidosauria; Squamata; Sphaerodactylidae
Product: claw keratin-like
Exons: 1
Coding region: 2-523 (173 amino acids)
Cellular component (GO): intermediate filament
Molecular function (GO): structural constituent of cytoskeleton
Source: RefSeq, a predicted model, not a curated record
CAUGGCUGGCUCCUGUGGUCCACAGUUUGCUGUCCCAUCGAUUGCCUCCACCCCAAGAGUUGGGUUUGGAUCUGCUGGGCUUGGCUGUGGAGGUCUAGGCUAUGGAUAUGGUGGUCUUGGCUUAGCUCAUGGAGGUCUAGGUUACGGAUAUGGAGGUCUUGGCUUAGCUCACGGUUAUGGUCUCGGCUAUGGCUAUGGUCCUGCUGUGGCUGAAACUUCUGGCAGCCUCGGCACUCUGGCUGGAGUCAGCCCUUCCUGCAUCAACCAGAUCCCACCAGCAGAAGUCGUGAUCCAGCCACCCCCCUCCGUCGUGACCCUCCCAGGACCCAUCCUCUCUGCCACCGGUGAACCAGUCUCUGUGGGAGGCAACGCCCCAUGUGCCAUUAGCGGUACUGGGGUGGCAGGAGCAGGCUACUAUGGGGGGCAAGGGGGCCUUUAUGGAGGUUCCUGUUUAGGCUUCAACCGCGGUUCAUUCCUUGGAAGAAAGUUUCUAACUGGACGUCGUGGCAGCAUCUGUCAUUGAACCUGAGGAGAAUCUAU